CUAGAAUGUAGAAUCAUGGCUUUAUAAAGGAUGCAUGUGUUCUUUGUAACUUUGGAUUCAGGCAUCUGCUGUGCGGUAUUUGCUAAAGACACCGAGGGUAGACAGACCUGGCUGAUCCUGGUUAAGAUAUGGAUAUUAAUGAUGACCCUAAUGAAGACCAUCUUGCAAGUUAUGACAUUCAGCUUUGUAUUCAGGAAUCCAUUGAAGCAAGCCAGGCUGUAUUCCAUCUGGAAAGACUGGUACCACUAAGUGAUCAAAACAGAAAGCUUGUAGAGGCCAUAAGGAAAGGUCACAUUUUUGAGCUCCAGGAGUAUGUGCAACAUAAAUAUGCUCUGGAUGAAGCUGAUGAGAAAGGAUGGUUCCCAUUGCAUGAAGCUGUUGUUCAACCCAUUCAACAGAUACUUGAGACUGUUCUGGAUGCUUCCUAUAAGGCAGUCUGGGAAUUCAAGACCUAUGAUGGAGAAACACCCUUGACUCUGGCAGUCAAAGCUGGUCUGGUGGAAAAUGUCAAGACGUUGCUAGAAAAAGGGGUCUGGCCCAACACCAAAAAUGACAAAGGAGAGACGCCUCUUCUGAUUGCUAUAAAAAAAGGCUCCUAUGACAUGGUAUCUUCACUGAUAAAAUACAACACCAGCCUUGACCAACCCUGCGUCAAGCGAUGGUCAGCAAUGCAUGAAGCAGCUAAGCAAGGCCGAAAAGAUAUUAUAGCCCUACUGCUGAGCCACGGAGGCAAUGUCCACCUGAGAGAUGGAUUCGGAGUCACACCUUUAGGAGUUGCUGCUGAGUAUGGCCACUAUGAUGUGUUGGAACAUCUGAUCCACAAAGGUGGUGAUGUGUUUGCUUUGGCGGAUGAUGGGGCAUCUGUGUUAUUCGAGGCAGCAGGAAGUGGAAACCCUGACUGCAUUUCCCUCUUGCUGGAAUAUGGAGGAAGCGGCAACGUGCCUAACAGAGCAGGACAUCUUCCAAUACACCGAGCUGCCUAUGAGGGACAUUAUCUUGCUCUGAAAUAUCUCAUCCCAGUAACAUCCAAACAUGCAAUCCGGAAGAGUGGCCUAACUCCAAUUCACUCAGCAGCAGAUGGACAAAAUGCUCAGUGCCUCGAACUGCUCAUUGAUAAUGGUUUUGACGUCAACGCCCUGCUUGCUGACCACAUUUCCCAGAGCUACGACGAUGAGAGAAAGACCGCGCUUUAUUUUGCUGUCUCUAAUAAUGAUAUCCACUGCACAGAAGUCCUUCUGGCUGCAGGUGCAGACCCCAACUUAGAUCCCCUCAACUGUCUGCUUGUGGCGGUGAGGGCCAACAGACAUGAAAUAGUCCGGCUGCUUCUCUCCUACGGAGCUAACGUCAACUGUUAUUUGUACGUGAAUGACACUCGUUUCCCCAGCGCCAUCCAGUACGCCCUAAAUGAUGAGGUUAUGCUGAGGCUCUUGCUGAAUAAUGGUUACCAAGUGGAGCUGUGCUUUGACUGCAUGCACGGAGACAUCUUUGGAAAUUCAUUUGUGUGGUCAGAGAUAGAGGAGGAGGGACUGCCAGGAUGGACAUCUUGUAUAAUAAAAGAUAUCCCGUUCUGUGAGUUCAUUACAGUUCCAUGGAUGAAGCACCUGGUGGGCAGCACUGUCCGUAUCCUUACAGAUUACAUGGAUUAUGUCCCUCUGUGUUCUAAACUGAAGUCUGUGCUGGAACUACAGAGAGAAUGGCCAGAAAUCCGCCAAAUAAUAGAGAAUCCUUGCUCACUAAGGCAUCUGUGCCGGUUAAAAAUUCGCAGACUUAUGGGACUCCAGCGACUCUGCCAGCCAGCCUCCAUGGAGAAACUUCCUCUCCCAGCAGCGAUUCGAAGAUACUUAUUAUUUAAAGAAUAUGAUCUCUAUGGACAACAGCUAAAGUUAAUAUAACUUUUAAAUGAUAUUUUAAAAUGUGAUUCUUAAAGUAUUUUAAAAUGUGAUUCCCCUAGAGAAGUCAUUGGAAUCAUUUUAUAUUCUUAAGUGUAUUUAAAUCCACAGAGAAUUUUGUAGUUGUACCACGUCCCUAUGGAAAGAGCAUGUACACUCCUAAAGUUAUUUAGGUUUCUAAGACAAGCAAUAGCCUGUAUUUGAAUUUCUAUUGAUUGUCUUCAGUUGUUACAAGUCUUCAAAUUCUCCCUAUCAACUGAAUGCCAAUGAUUGAGAAACUAGGCUUAAACAGCAAAUAACUACUUUUUCAAACCCCCACACAUACCUGCCCUCUGCUAACCUGUUCUAUUGUCAGACACUGUUCUAGAAAAGCCGUGUGAACCUGCAGAUUCACCCUGUAACCUGGCUUCCCCUGUGCCUUCUAUUCCUCAGCUCGCAGUCCCUCUCAACUUCCUUAAUUUGGUAACAACUUCCACUCCCUCUUCCUGUUGACUCCAUUUCCUGUUCCUUCCUUGGUUUUCGUCAUAGGUCUCUCUCUCCGUGUUCCCUCUCAGCCCCGCUCCCUGGCCUCUGUGUCUCUGCUUCCCUAUGCUGUUCCUCUUCCUCCAGCCCUUGAGAGACAUGUCCUCUGUCCUUUUCUGUCAUGCUGUGUUCUCUGGGAAACUCCAUUCGCUUUCCCAGCUGUGAUCGUAUUGCUGGGGACCAUACCCUUUACAGAUGAAGGUCAACUUUUUGUCUCCUGUGCUUCAGACCUGACAGACACUGAUGUAAUGGACAUGUAUACAUGAAGAUAGCUUCGGUUCAGCGCGUCCUCAAAUCCUGCCUUCACCAUACACUUUUCUCUUAACGUUCUGCAGUUCAGUAGAGGCAUAAUCAAUUCAGUUUCCAGAUAAAAAAGACUAGGCAUCAGUCUUGACCCACCCCUCCCUCUUCUCACCCCGCAUGCCAACUCACCAAAUGCCACCGUUUCCUACUCUGUCCCUCAAAUUCCACUCUACACUUGACUGUACUCUUCCUUUUCCUGAGACAACACAGUGCUGCUUAUCUGGCCUGCCUCUGUCUGCCAGAGUCUACACACAGCAUUCCAGAAUGAUCUUCCAGAGACUUAAACACAGCUCUUUCCCUUGCAAAAAAUCACUCCCAUGAUUGUGGGCUAAAAACCCUGAGUUCUCCCAAGGCCUCCAUGCUUUAACUUGCUCCAACCUCUUUAGCCUGUCUGCACCUCCCCACCAAGCUUAGCAGUACCACUGUUAGAGUCUUCUAUGGCAACUCCCAGGCUCUAUGAUUUUAUAAGACCAGGGUUCGUUUUAUUAAUAAAAAAUGAGGUCCUCUUUUUUUUUUAAUAGGAUGCCAUCUAUUAUCACCAUUUCAUUUUUAAAAGGGGUUAUUCUUUAGAAUGCUAGAAAACAAGAUGGUGGUCAGCUCAGUUGUUACAAUGGAUUGACAUUAGCUUUGGACAGACUGACCAUACUGUUCUCAUCUCCUCACUGACAAGCAAAACUUCACUGUGGGCCGCAAGUCUCUGGAUCCCUUGGACGGGAGCCACUGUAACCCUUUAUGUUUCUGUCACCCUCUACCUGAAGCUCUCUUUUUCAUCCUUUGCCCCUCUACCACUGGGCAACUGACCCCUACACUGCAGAUCUUGGCUCAGUUGUUGCUUCCUCUGGAAUGGAGGCCACUGCCCAGCACUGCUCCUGGGGUUUUGUGGUUGUCUAUGUCACCCUAGACUGGAAGCUCCCUGAGGGCAGGAUCAUGUCUGCUUUGUUCCCUAGUGUGUGCUCAGAGCCAUACACAUUCCCUAGAAUGUGAACACUGUACAAGAACUAGACAUAAAUAAUCAGUGACUUCAUGGUGAAAUGAUACGUUUUAAUUUCUGACUUGGAUAUGUAAGCUUAGUAAUGUAAUUAUUUAAAUUGAUUGUUCUUACAUUUUAAUAGUGUGUUUUUUCACAUUUAUUUUAUCCUAAGAGUGAAUAUUCUCUUGGUAGUAAUAUCCCACUAGUUUGUAAUUUUUCCAAAUUGUAUUUACUUUCAGUUAUCUUUGAAAGAUAAAUCACUCUGGAAAGAAACCUGUAUAAUUAGUGUAGUGGUUUUAAUGUAUUGUAUUUCCUUGAGUAUUUUUAAUAUAAAUUACACCAUAAUGUACUUACUUAGGACUGUGAUGUUCCAUGUACAAGAUUUCAUAAUUCUUGUUUUCUUUCUUCCUUGUGCUUAAAAUUUAUUCUUUUUAUAAAUAUUGCUCUAAAUAAACGGAAAAAAAGAACUGAA
Molecule: messenger RNA, 4156 nt
Organism: Peromyscus maniculatus bairdii (prairie deer mouse)
Lineage: Eukaryota; Metazoa; Chordata; Mammalia; Rodentia; Cricetidae
Source: RefSeq, a predicted model, not a curated record